GGCCUGCGGCGCACACGCCUGCCGCGGCGGUCGCGGCCGCGGAACUUGAUAACCACAACGAGGCGCUCUUCGAGUCGCCGUUCAAGACUAUCAGGUGCAUUGCAGCGGUGCCGCUGUGCGACGACAGGGGCUGUGUUGUUGCAGUGGUGAAGUUCAUCAACCGCACCUCUGGCGACAAGCUUCCCGUGCUGGAGUUUUCGAGGUCAGACUUGCAGAUGCUGCAGGCUGUGGCGGACGUCUUCCAGUGCAUCGCACACGGGCCGCUGCUGACAGCGCCAGGUGUUGGACCCGUUCGUCCGCCACGUGUGGAGCUGACGGUAUCCGACGACAAGGUGGGGGCGGUGGUCGGUUGGCAGAUCCUCGGAGACGUGGGUCCUGCCCUCCUCCACGAGAUCUCCUACGCAGCCGUGGACGACGCGGGCCUCUCCGCCUCGCAGGUCGGCGAGGACCGCUGGCGCGCCGUGCCCUGCGGAGCCCUCGUCCCCUCCUCGGUGGAGGGUGCCUCUGGCGGAGCCGCCGCGGAGCAGCACUUCGAGUUCGAGGUGCGCGGGCUGCAGGCCGACGCCUUGUACUCCUUCCGAGUGCGCGUGGGGAGCCUGUCCGCCAUGUCGCCCUGGUCCGCGCCCACCGAGCUGUCCACGGGGCUCGUGCCGCCGUACGCUGGGGUGGGCGAGGUCGUCGACGUCUCCCCGACGAGCGACUCCGAAGUGCUGCUGACGUGGGGGCCCUUCUUCACCUGCAGCUCUGGCCUCACGGCGGUGGAGUACUGCGUGGUCGCGUGCGGCGUCGCAGGGUCUCCUGCUGCAGAUGAUGGCGGUCUUCCGCAGCGGCUGUCGCAUGUGUUCAUCAGCGACGGCACGAAACCCCGGGAGGCCUUCCGCAUCUCCGGCUUGAACUUCCACAUGGCGUACUCGUUCGAGGUCCGAGCCCGGUACCCUUGCGUCGGCGCGAGAGAGUUUUCGCUGGCGCUGCGCGCCGACGAGUUCGUGUUCCCUGGCCUCGACUACACCCUCCCGGCGCCGCGCCCGCUGCCUUUCGACGAUUUGCUCGGCGCCGCGGAGCCGCCCGCCGCGCCGCUUCUCACGCUGUGUUGGCCGUACCCCCCGGAGCUGCAGGACGGCCUGACGCUGCAGUACCGCACGGCCUUCGCCGCCGCCGGCGGGGCGGGCCCGCUGCCGCAGCUCCAGGUGUCUGGCUGGUUCGAGCAGAGGCUGGAGGAGGUUCGGCACACGCUGCGGAAGCAGGGAGCCACCGCGGACACGGUCUGUGCGCUGGACAUCCCGGCCAUCCAAUCCGCACUAGCAGUGCAGUUUCGCGUCCUCGCGAGAUUGCCGCGGAGCCGCGCGUCACCUAGCUCUGUCUGGUUUCAUCCAAAGCCCGUGGAGCCUCCCGUGAAUGUCUGCAUGGGACUCUUCUGCAGUGAGGCGAGUGGCCUCGCGCUGCAGGUGGCCUGGGACAUCCUUCAGGAGUUCGACCCUGGCCCGCUCAACCACGGUCCUACGGGGUGUGCCGUCUGCCAUGACCUCGCAGGUGGGCGUGGCCCUGUCCCAACCCACUUCCAGCUGCGGCUCCGGUGGAUCUUGCAGGAGGACGCCCAGGUGGCCCGUGCCUGGACGGAGCUGCAGCCCGAGCCGCUGCCACAGGCGGCGGCAAUCCCCGCCGGCGCGGCCGGAGACUUGCCCUACAGGUGGCUGCUCCGGGAGAGCCGCUGGUUCGCACACCUGGGCGUGGUGCUGGAGGCCCAGCUCCGCCUCGGGAAUGCCCUCUCCUGGUCCUGCUGGUCGCCGGGCGUCCGGGUCAGCGUGGCCGCGCGCCCGCCGGUGCCCCGCGCGGGCCACGCGCUCGAAGUCGCGGCCGUGGGCCGCGACGCGGCCCGCCUCACCUGGCACCACUUCAGCCCCGGGUGGCCCGAGCUGCGGGCGCUGGAGUACCUGGUGCUGUGCCUCGAGCUGCCAGACGGCGCGGGCAGCACACCGCGUGGCGGCCACGUCCAGGCAGGCGGCCGGCAGCCGUUCGUCUUCGACGGCAGGACGGUGUACGAGUGGGCGCAGGCCGCAGACGCCAUUCACGUGUUCAUCCGCCCCCCCCCAGAGGUCGGCAAGGCCCAUUUCGAGAUCGGCAUCGAGCCCGAGCGCCUGAGCGUCGGGCUCGCGGGGAAGCCGCCGUUCCUGGACGAGGAGCCCUUCGGCCUCGUCAACCCGAGCAUGUCCUCCUGGAUGGUCGACGGCGGCGAGCUGCAGAUCGUGCUCAAGAAGGCCCACUCGGACGAGACGUGGCGCGCCGCUCUGAAGGGGCACUGCCCGCUCGACGCUGUGGCCGAGCAGGAGGAGGCGGGCGAGGCGCUGAUGCUCGCAGACGUCCUGGAGCCCGGUGCGCGGCCGGGCUCCUGGGUGACGCGCCAGGUCAUCAGGCACGGCGGCGCCCAGGCCGAGGGGCCCCUGGAGUGCACGGUCGACUGCCUGCUGCCGGACAAGGCUUACCUGUUCGCGGUGGAGAGCAGGUACCUGGGGCUGCCCGAGCGGAUAGCCGAGGACGCCGCCGCCAGGCUGGAGGCGCCAGCGCCGCUGCCCCCCAGGGGUGUCCACCUCUCCGCGGGGAGGGUCACGGCGGCCGCGUCGCUCGACGGCAGCCCCUGCUGCUCCGCCGGCUUCGAGCUCAGCCUCGGCUGGGCGUUCCAGGCCCUCCCCGCGGGCGCCCCGCUGCCCAAGGCCCUCCUGUACCAGGUCCGCGCCGCGCCCUGCGGGGGCCCCGGCAGCGGCGCCGGCGGCGGCGCUCGGGAUCCCCGCGGCGCGGCCCCGCCCUGGCUCGUGCUGCCGCCCGCGCUGCUGGCCGGGCCCGCGGCCGCGGCAGGCAGCCCCGCCAGCUUCGCGGCGGCGCCGGGCGCCCCGCAGACGGAGCUCCGAGCCACCGCCGCGCUCCGCAGCGCCGCCCUCAACCGCUGCUCGGCGGCGGCCAGCCCGUGCAGCUGCAGGUGCGCCUGGGCCACCUGCUGGAGGGGGCGUGGAGCGACUGGUCGCCGCCGUGCGAGCCCGUGGAGUUGGCGCUCGAGCCCCCGGUCCCGGCCGCGGGGGCCUCGCUGGAGGUGGCGGAGGAGCUCUGGGACGCCGAGGAGAUGCCCGCCGGCGCGGCGCACGGCGUGCGCCGAGUGGUCCUCUCGUGGGCCCCGUUCCGGCCGGCGCCGGGCGCCAGGACGGACUGGCACGACCAGCUGCGCAUCGAGUACAGG
This is a messenger RNA of Prorocentrum cordatum, 3226 nucleotides long. The record is from the annotation of a GenBank genome assembly. Lineage: Eukaryota; Dinophyceae; Prorocentrales; Prorocentraceae.